This is a messenger RNA of Neltuma alba, 1031 nucleotides long. RefSeq names its product UPF0548 protein At2g17695. The record is from RefSeq and is a predicted model, not a curated record. The transcript has 5 exons. Lineage: Eukaryota; Viridiplantae; Streptophyta; Magnoliopsida; Fabales; Fabaceae. The coding region runs from base 292 to 915 and encodes 207 amino acids.
AGUAAGUUCUGAAAAUGCGUCUCAUCCGGGCAUCUAGCGCUCUCGCUUCACAAAUUGCUAUUCAAAACUUCUGUAUUUUUAAAAUUACUACUAUAGUAUAGUAAUAGUAAAUGUGCACCGAAAGAGAUACGAUUAACCACAGGCCCGUCUCCAUGCGAGUUAUUUUGUGUUCUGUUGUUGUCAUCUCUCAUUUUUCUAAGACGUGGGCUCAUUCUCAUCUCUCAAGCUUACCCCGGCGUCGUCAUCUGCAGCGUACAGCGGUACGGCCACUUUUCCGGCAGACUGGUUAAGAUGGUUUUCUUGUGCUGGCAUCGGCCAACUCUCCAAGACCAGAAAGCUUGCAUUGAUAAGUCUGGUACUUUCAAUUAUGAUGUUAAAUAUAGAGGAGCUACUGCUAAAUCCUUGUCUUCCCUUAAAGAAGAUGAAGGGUUCUCCAAAGGUGGAUUCUUACUAAACCAUGCUCGAGUUUUGGUAGGUUCUGGUCUUGACACUUUUGAAAAGGGCAAGAGUGCUCUCAGAAGUUGGAGGCAUUUCGGAUUGAAUUGGUCAUUUGUUGAUCCAAAAACUCCGGUUCAACAAGGAGUGAAGUUCUGUGCUUGUGUAAAGGAGUUCGUCCCAUGGCUCAUGAUGCCUCUUCAGGUUGUAUAUGUGAAUGAAAGUAGAACUAAAAAAAACCGAAAUGCCUCCUUUGGUUUUGGAAGUGGCACUCUGGGUGGUCACUUACUGGCCGGAGAGGAGCGAUUUUCAAUUGAGAUGGAUGAGAAAGGCCAAGUAUGGUAUGAAGUAGUUUCAUUCUCAAAGCCUGCCCAUAUUUUGUCAUUUGUCGGAUACCCCUAUGUUUUGCUGAGGCAAAAAUAUUUUGCUCAUGAAUCUACCAAGAUGAUGCUGAAACAUAUCGAUUCCUUAAAACCCUGAUUGUUGUCCUGCACCAUCAUAUUCUUAUGUAGUUCUCUGAUGUAUUUGUUCUUAAAACACUCUCGGUAUGCUGCUUUGUAAAUUGAGUCGGCGGAUGAGAAGCCAUGUGAAUUAAA